Sesamum indicum (sesame) is the source of this 1531-nucleotide messenger RNA. Its product is annotated as putative pectate lyase 22. Lineage: Eukaryota; Viridiplantae; Streptophyta; Magnoliopsida; Lamiales; Pedaliaceae. The record is from RefSeq and is a predicted model, not a curated record. Gene Ontology annotation, molecular function: pectate lyase activity.
AGCAACAAUGUCAAAAAUCUUUCUCAUAUUCAUUGCCUUGCUCUUGCAUCUUCCUAUACUUUGUUCGCGUCCGGUAACACAUCUGUCGUCACCAAUUCAGUGGAGAUCAAUUAAGAACUCAACGGACCAACUGGGACGAGGGUCGUGCAGGACGGGUAAUCCCAUUGAUGAUUGCUGGAGAUGUGAUCCCGAUUGGGAAGCCAACCGUAAAGUGCUGGCGGAUUGUGGAAUUGGGUUCGGGCGCAAUGCCAUUGGCGGACGAGAUGGCGAGUUCUAUGUUGUUACAUCUGAGGGUGAUGACCCCAAGAACCCAAGCCCAGGCAUGCUUAGACAUGCAGUCAUCCAAGAUGUACCCCUAUGGAUCAUCUUUGAUCAUGACAUGAACAUUAGGUUGAAAGAAGAGCUCAUGAUGAACUCAUAUAAGACCAUAGAUGGUAGAGGAUUCAAUGUUGAGAUAUCGAACGGGCCAUGCAUAACCAUACAAGGUGCAACUAAUAUCAUCCUCCAUGGAAUUUAUAUACAUAACUGUAUCCCAGCAGGGAAUGCAGUGGUGACGGAUGCACCACGGCAUUAUCAACUACGAGGCAUUUCAGACGGGGAUGGCAUAUCGAUUUUUGGGGCACAGGACAUCUGGAUUGACCAUUGUACGUUGGCAAACUGCUACGACGGCCUUAUUGAUAUAGUUUAUGGAUCGACAGCUAUAACCAUCUCAAACAACUAUAUGUUUCAGCAUAAUGAAGUCAUGCUCAUGGGCCAUAGCGAUGAUUUUGUUGCGGACAAGAAUAUGCAAGUCACCAUUGCUUUUAAUUAUUUUGGAGAAGGUUUAGUUCAGAGAAUUCCCAGGUGUAGACACGGAUACUUUCAUGUUGUAAACAACGUAUACACGGGGUGGAAGAUGUACGCGAUAGGAGGAAGUGCGAAUCCAACCAUCAAUAGUCAAGGCAACGUCUUCAUUGCAUUAGACGACGAUGCUCCAAAGGAGGUCACAAAACGUGAAACGCCAGAGGGAGACGGCGAGUGGAAGAGAUGGAACUGGAGAUCGGAUGGGGAUGUGUUGCUAAAUGGAGCCUACUUCACAGCUUCUGGAAAUAGAACUCCAGAAAGCUACACAAAAGCAUCGAGCAUGGUCGCAAGACCGGCUUCGCUUCUUACUAGCAUUAUACCAUCCGCCGGGGUCCUCAGCUGCAAGAUUGGCCAACUCUGCUAAACCCCAUUGACAUUUUUCCGAGCUUUUAGUCUUUCGAUACUUUGAUGUUUUCGAAGAUUUUAUAGUUUCGAUUAUUUUAUUUGUCAUGUAUUCAUCACUUUUUUUAAAUUAUAUAGCGAUGAUGAAAUGACAAGUAUAAUUGAGUGGUCUGCAAUUCUGAGACAGUAUACAGAACUAAUUGCAAGUCAUAUAUAGCAAGAUUAGAUUUUUGUUCACUCGUAGACAAAAGAAUGGCUUUCUUACACACACUGUAAUAAAUCGAAAUUCAGUAAGAUGAAGUAAAGUACAGCAGGGUAGGUACGGUACAACAAAACUCGCAAAAAC